Thelazia callipaeda (thelaziosis nematode) is the source of this 234-nucleotide messenger RNA. Lineage: Eukaryota; Metazoa; Nematoda; Chromadorea; Rhabditida; Thelaziidae. The record is from the annotation of a GenBank genome assembly.
AUGCAAGUUUUUGCAGAACCGCGAGCUACUUUUACUAACGAGAAGGUAGCAAUGCCAAUCGUUAAAAUCGAAGAAAAAACAGUCUACGUACCGAUGGGACGUCAUAUUGCGCUAAAUUGUUCUGCGUGGAUUGCUGCAAGAAGCAGUUAUCCCCUUGGACCAGACUUGAUAAUAUGGGUCUUUCACGACAUUGAAGAUGACAGAGAUAUCUUUAUUGAUAUCGAUAACCAGUAA